AGUUUCCAGAAAACAAUGAUGUUUGAGAAGGAGUAUAUGUUGUCAUCAAAAAAGAGUAGUGGUACAGGAUUAUAGUGUUUGUCAGAUAGCUCAAGAUAUGAAACCGCGUGAAAGGACGAUUUUGAGAUGUAUAGAAGACAUUGGUUCCACUGGCCGCUUCCAAAUAUUCUUGUCCCUGUUUUCCAUUAUCUCAUCCCUUUUCUGCGGCUACAUUACAUUCCAUUUCCAGAGUUUAACUGUUGCUCCCUCAGUUGUGUGUUUAAGACCAGAUUGUGAAGCUCUGCUGACUUCUGGGGAACCUGAACCAGAGUACAAGGUCAUGUGUAACACACAACGUCACAUAGAUUGGGACUUCACAGAAGGACACAGCAACAUCUUGACUGAGUACAAUUUGUACUGUGACAGAAUGUGGCUAAUCAGUAUGGGUACUACUUUAUAUUUCGUGGGUUUCUUUGUAGCAGUAGGUCCUUUUAGUGCGAUAACAGAUAAACUGGGGAGGAAACUAUCUUCUGAGUUAUUUAUUGUGCUGUAUAUUCUCUUACUCAUUCUGUUAGGUUUUAGUGGUCACCUCUAUCAGAUAUUUAUCUGUAGGAUUCUACUGGGUGCAGUUCAUGGAGGCCUCUCAGUUUCAUCAUCUGUAGCUUUCUACGAGUUCACUACUGCAGACACAGCAACAUUAAACAUGAUGAUAUCCUCAGCUGCAUUCUCUCUUGGUGGAGGGUUGGCUGGUUUAGUAGCUAUGUGGGCUUCUCACUGGGUCUUAACAGUUAUUCCUCCUCUUAUCGGCUUCUUUACUAUCGGCGUUCUCUUCCACUUCAUUGUCCCUGAAACCCCUCACUGGCUCUUUGCCAGAGGUUACGAAGCCAGGGCUAUUGCUUCCCUUAACAAAGUUGCCAAGUUUAACGGAGCACCUGCUCUUCAUAAUAUUGAACUUGUAAGUGCUACUGGUGAAGUGACCACUUCAAAGAAAUCUCAAGGGUUCGGUAUUUUGUGGUGUGUGCCAUUCUUACGAGAGUCCAUGGCUUGUCUGGCUUUUGGUUGGUUCACAGUUGCAAUCUGUUACUACGGUCUCGAGUUCAAUGCUGCCAGCUUGGGUAACGAAUAUGUCAUUAUGAUACUGAUGGGAUGUUUUGAUACCCCCUUCAAACUAUCCAUGUAUGUUUUUGCAGGACGUCUAGGUAGGAAGUAUGCGUGUCAAGUUUAUUUAGGAGGGGCGUUGCUAUGUUUGAUCCUCAGUGGAGUUCCUCUGGUAGAUAACCUUACUGUUUACGGCAACUUUACUGUAAAGACCGUGUUAGUGUCGUGUGGUCGUGCGCUGGGUGGGUCUGUAUUUGCGCUUCUUUACCUUUACACCACUGAGGUUCUCCCUACACUGGUCCGCUCACUCGGUCUCUCUUGUUGCUCAACAGCUGCUCGUAUCGGCUCACUGCUCGCUCCUUUUGUUAUUCUCGUUAACGAGGUGAGCCCUUAUAUCAUAUAUGUGUUCAUCGUGGCUAGUCUACUCGUUUCAAUGAAACUUCUGCGGCGGAUUCCUGAGACUCUCGGUAAACCACUACCUAAUAGCUUAGAAGAUUGUGAGAAACUGUUUGGUAUUAAAAAGGGGAAACAGAAAUGUGAGGAUAAUAUUGAACUUAUUACGUAAAAUAGUUGAAUUUUAAAACUUUUGAACUUUGUUAAUAUUAGAAUUAUAUGGUUAAAUUUGUAAAAAGAUGUCAACAUUUUUGGUAUUAAUUAUUUGAAUUUCUUUUAAUAAUACAGCAAGUAAAUGGGUCGAAGAUGUCAACAUUUUUGAUAGUUGGGGACGAAGUGAGAGUCUCCACUCAGUGUAUAACACUAUCAAAUAUUAAAAUAAUUCUCUUGGCGAUUGAAAUGUUCAUAUAAAUUCAAUUUGUCAGGAAAAUCAGAUCUUUAGAAUGUAGCAUGAGUUUUAAUACGUAUCUUAUCGUAAUUUGUAACUAUUUAAUAUAAUUAUAAUAUGAUAGAUCAGUCGCUGGUUUACCCUUUCUACCACC
Bolinopsis microptera is the source of this 2012-nucleotide messenger RNA. Its product is annotated as solute carrier family 22 member 15-like. Gene Ontology annotation, cellular component: membrane. The record is from RefSeq and is a predicted model, not a curated record. Gene Ontology annotation, biological process: transmembrane transport. NCBI's taxonomy places the organism in Eukaryota, Metazoa, Ctenophora, Tentaculata, Lobata, Bolinopsidae. Gene Ontology annotation, molecular function: transmembrane transporter activity. The transcript is spliced from 2 exons. The coding region runs from base 98 to 1642 and encodes 514 amino acids.